This is a messenger RNA of Miscanthus lutarioriparius, 228 nucleotides long. The record is from the annotation of a GenBank genome assembly. Lineage: Eukaryota; Viridiplantae; Streptophyta; Magnoliopsida; Poales; Poaceae.
AUGAGCGUGCCGAUCCCCGGGAGGUCGUCGUGGCCGGAGCUGGUGGGCGUGCUGGCGACGCUGGCGGCGACGGCGAUCGCCCACGACAGGCCGGACGUGUCCGUCGAGGUGCUCCCGCCGGGGUCGCCGAUCAUCCCGCCGGAGGACCCGAACUACAACCCCACGCGCGUCCGCGUCUUCAUAGACAGCAACGGCAUUGUCAACCAGGACAUGCAUGUGUACAUGUGA